Messenger RNA from Penicillium macrosclerotiorum, 408 nucleotides. RefSeq lists its product as uncharacterized. Lineage: Eukaryota; Fungi; Ascomycota; Eurotiomycetes; Eurotiales; Aspergillaceae. The transcript has a single exon. Bases 1 to 408 code for a protein of 135 amino acids. The record is from RefSeq and is a predicted model, not a curated record.
AUGGAUCCGGCCCUUUCCAUCUGCUCCAGCCUGCAGAAGCGCGGCUCAGGACCAGUCCAGGUCGUCCAGUCAGACGCUCGCCCGUUGACCAUCUCGUUUCGUCGACCCAAUCUCCACUUCGUGCGCGAGGCAACGGGGCUGAAGAAAAAAAAGACACCACGAACAAUUGGCACACGACAGCUUAACGGUUCGGGGGUCUUGCGAUGGGGUCGCGAUGGGCCCGGCCGUGCCGAUAUUAAUAAUUGUACCCUCGCGUCCGUUAGUCGCAAUGAUCCCGACGACGUAGACCUCGUGAUCUCACGAUGGAGUCCCGAAUUGUCAAAGGCUCUUGUGGCGGCAUUCGAGACGGCGACUUGCCCCAUGUGGUUUUUGAUGACGGCGCAAUUGGGAAGGUCGAUACCUAAAUGA